AUGAAGAUACGCAACCUUCUAGCUGCUUCAGCUGCACUUUUGUCAUGGGCUUCCAAUGUGACAGCGCGUUUUGCCGAGACCCCGUUGCGCCUGGUGAACUCGACCUCCAAUCCCGCCUCUCAUGACAGUCACUCGUCGCCCCAUUUUAACAUCACUGCCGAUGUCGAAGGGAGCCGGAACUCUCUAGCCUUCGUGCUGGAGACAAACCGAGAGUUUACUGCGCAAGAUGCAUACGUUCAGUAUAUAGAUGUACAUGGAAAUGUCAGGAGUGUUGAGCCAUCCACGCAGUCAACAUAUCAUGUUACGAAAGGGUCGGUAUGGAUGCGGUCUGCAGGCAGACCGUGGGUGAAAGUCGGUUGGGCAAGAAUUACGGUGUUAGAAGAUACGACCAAGCCUUUGUUCGAGGGGACGUUCGCUAUCUCAUCGGAACAAUACAGAAUCCAACUGGAGCAGGAUCGCAGUGAUGGCUUGUCGGAUCUCCAGACAGGCUACAUGCUGGUCUAUCCGGCGUCGGCGCCCUCGAUAUCAGGCCAGGACGAUUCGUCACUUCAGCAAACCUGCGCAUCCCCUUCAAUGGCUAUCUUGGAUCGUCGACAGUUGGGAUGGGACGGUGACUCGGCGGAGGAGAACCUGGCGGACACAGUCGGGAGCACCUCUGGCUGUCCAACAUCUAGACGGAUCGCGUAUAUUGGCGUUGUGACGGACUGUACUUAUUCAGGGGAAUUCAACUCUACUGAUGCCGUGCGUCGGAACAUCAUAAACGUGGUCAACACCGCAUCGGUGGUUUUCGAGAACAGCUUCAACGUUUCGCUAGGGCUCCGGAACAUAACGAUCAGUGAUGCCGAUUGUCCCGACAGCGCCUCCCGCUCGUCGCCGUGGAACGCGCCUUGUUCUAGCGGGAACUUGAACUGGCGCCUCGACCGGUUCUCGUCUUGGCGAAGCUCUAUCGACGAUGACAAUGCCUACUGGUCGCUGCUAACGGGCUGUCCAAAUACCGGUGCCGUGGGGAUCUCCUGGGUUGGAGAGUUAUGCAACACGGGCGCAUCGGGAUCCCGCAGUUCUACACCUGGAGCCAACGUGAUCGCCCGGUCUCAAAGUGAAUGGCAGGUUUUUGCACACGAGUCGGCGCAUACAUUUGGCGCCGUUCAUGACUGCGACUCUAGCACCUGCCAGGCGGGCGCGGACAACGACUCGCAGUGCUGUCCUCGGUCCUCCUCCACCUGCGACGCAGAUGGAGAAUACAUCAUGAACCCGUCGUCGAACAGGGGCAUGACGCGAUUCUCCCCGUGCACCAUCGGAAACGUCUGCUCCCGGUUUGGGUCCCGCCGUACCAACACCCAGUGUCUUGUGAGCGCCAGCGACGCCGACAACGGCGGCAACUCAACCGGCGUCCCGAAUGGCCAAUGCGGAAAUGGGAUCGUUGAAGCGGGAGAGGCAUGCGACUGCGGAGGGAAUGCAUGCAACGAGCGCGACGCCCGGUGCUGCGAUAGCAUGACGUGUCAGUGGCGGGGAGGGGAGGAAUGCGCGCGGUCUCGGGCCGGAGGAGGAAGCGGAAGUGAGGAUGACAGCGCCCGAUCGUGGGUGGACGCGCAUCGGCCGUUGGUUAUCGGGCUGAGCGCCGGGAUUGGGGGCGCAUUGGUGCUAGCGGUGAUUCUGGCCAUAAUCGCCUGUUGCUGGCGACGGCGCAAACCCCGUAAACUAAGUGAAAGUAGUUGA
Molecule: messenger RNA, 1716 nt
Organism: Aspergillus melleus
Lineage: Eukaryota; Fungi; Ascomycota; Eurotiomycetes; Eurotiales; Aspergillaceae
Exons: 3
Coding region: 1-1716 (571 amino acids)
Biological process (GO): proteolysis
Molecular function (GO): metalloendopeptidase activity
Source: RefSeq, a predicted model, not a curated record